This is a messenger RNA of Oncorhynchus tshawytscha (Chinook salmon), 3566 nucleotides long. RefSeq names its product keratinocyte-associated transmembrane protein 2-like. Lineage: Eukaryota; Metazoa; Chordata; Actinopteri; Salmoniformes; Salmonidae. The record is from RefSeq and is a predicted model, not a curated record. The transcript is spliced from 4 exons. The coding region runs from base 380 to 1522 and encodes 380 amino acids.
GGCACUGCAUUAUCCUCAAAGCGGGCAAAGGUGUUUUGUUUGUCUGGAAGCGAGACGUCGGUGUCCGUAACGUGGCUGGUUUUCUUUUUGUAGUCUGUGAUUUCCUGUAGACCCUGCCAUGUAUUGGAAUAAAUGACCAAACUAUAAAACUAGCUAGCCAGCUAUGGGUAACUGUAGCUAGCUACCUGGCAGGAGUGCUAGUUAGAUACGUUAGCUUACUAGGUAUAUUAAUAGCUUUAGGUCGGUUGUUUUUAAGCUCAACUUCAAGAUUUCCACCAAGGACGUUGCCUCUUCGAUCAUCACUCUCUCUCGCUUAGGCAAGGGACAUUUAAGUUUUUCACUUCUUAACCACGUCCGUCAACAAUCACCCACAACGAAGAUGGCGGCUUGCAAGGAGACGAGACGUAACUGGACAAUUCACUGUGCAUUUGCUGUGUUUAUCUUGUUACAACUAUUUCCUCUCAACUGUAUUUCGGCACCGCUGGAACCCGAAAACGAUUCAGUUGAGGUUCAACCACCUCUGAAUCCAGGAGUUGUUGGUUUGGAUCACUCCUUGCCUUUGGCAACUGCCAGCAAGGGUGCAGCAACAGCCGACAGCACUGGUACAACAGACAGCAAGGCAGACACCGUAACCAAUGACAAAGCUAGAAUAUCUAUCGAUGUUGAUAAAACAGCAGUCAUUAAGGCUGUAACAUCAGACCUAAAGGAUGCUGCUGCUACACCCAAUGAGAGUGCUACGCCUAUCAAGGAUGCUACCACACCUUUAGAAGAUGCUACCACACUCAUCAAGGAUGCACCCAUUGAUGGCGUUACAGCAUAUGUCGCACUGGCCACCAAAGGGGAGGUUAUAGCUGAAUCCCCUGCCAUUAUUAAUAAAACAACUGUUGGCAAGGAAGCAGGACGGACUACUCAAGAACUACUUCCCAAUGCCACUGAUGCAGAUGCUGCUGCCACCUUUACCAUGGCUGCAGAUCCAGCCAUCAGCACCAUCACAUCCAAGCCCACCCUGGAGAAACCAAGCCCUGCCUCCAACACCAAGCUUGUCGGUCACAUGAACCCUACAGAGGAUGAUCAAGAGGACAAUCUAGAGUCCCAGGCAGAGACUGACGUGUACGACAGAGAAAAUGACGACGACGGCGACUAUGACCUGGGGCCAGCAGUUAAGGCUCCUCUGAACUUCAACGACAAGGAGGAUGACAUCAUGGUGGACGCAGACAAUGAACCGGUGGUGCUCAGACCAGCAGAGAAUGCUGGGAAGAUAGACGUGCGUAUGAAGGACACCAACAUCUACACCAUCCAGGAUGAGGACUCGCACUUCUUCUUCCACUUGGUCAUCCUGGCCUUCCUGGUGGCCAUCGUAUACAUCACCUACCACAACAAGAGGAAGAUCUUCCUCCUGGCCCAGAGUCGGCGCUGGAGGGACGGCCUGUGCUCUCGCAACAAUGUGGAGUACCAUCGGCUGGACCAGAAUGUCAACGACGCCAUGCCUUCCCUCAAGAUGACUCAAGAUUACAUUUUCUGAGCAGAGAAGGAAGGCGAAAAGACUGACCUGAAUUGAACAAACCUGUUUCCGGCUGCAUUGUUGACAUGCUCGCUUGCCCCACAAGCUUGCCCCACUUCCUCUUGCUUCAGGACAAUCCUGGACAGGAGGGAGUUUGAUGGUACUUCAUCUCUGUAAUCGAUAACCUACACGUUUUCAAUGUUCAUCCACGUACGUUGGAAAUAUUACUUUGUUUUGUUAACCAUACUCUUGAGUUUUGAAAUUAUUUAUUUGGGUGACAAUUACACGGGUCUAUAUGAAAAACAUUCCACCAUGUUUAAGCCUUACUGUCCUUAAUAUAGUUUUGCUCUCCUUUUUUUUUGCAGAUUACACACACAGAAAAUUUGGAUGUAUAGAUUGUCAGAAUCAAUAUCAAGAUAAAUAUGUUGUGAUACUUUGCUUGUUAGUAACUAGUUUGCCUAGCAAUGAAGGAAGGCUAUUUGUAGUUAUUAGCCACAAAGCAUUUGAGGUUGUAGAAGUUAAUAUUGUAGGAAUACAGUAUACUACACUGUAGGGGGGUCUGACUGAAGGACUGGAGUUGGAAAACUAUACUACAAUUAUAGACCUUAAUAAAAAAAUGCAGAUUUUUUUUUUUUUUUUACAGCAAUACUGAAAAUUAUUUAUGUUGUGGUUCUUUCUUAUGCUAAAUCCAUCCUCCCUUGACUUUUGUAGACAUGCGUGAACACACCACCACAUUGAUAUGGUGGCAGUUAUUCCUUGUAAUUGUAUUUUUCCAUAAUCUGGCAUUGUACUGGUCUUAACACUUUGCUCAGAUUGCUAUACACUUAUCCCAGGACUGGUCCUCCUUUCUAUUUGUUCGGUCCUUCGUUCUUCUCUUUUUAUCAGAAAUCUGCACUCUUCAUGUGGCCUAAUGUGCAUGUAAAGCACCACUUGGACACCGAUUACCUUAGAUCAAUCAGCUCUCUGUCCCCGCUCUGGGGGCAUGUGCAUCCCAAAUGGCACCCUAUUCCUUAUGUAGUGCACUUCCUUAUGUAGGGCCCUAUGCUUUAGUCAAAAGUAGUGCACUGUGUAGGGAAUGGGUUACCAUUUGGGACGUAGCCUCAGUCUGGAGGAAACGAUAACCACCGUUGCUCACUCGUCAUUACCUUAACGAGCCUUCAGUUCUAAUGCCAUUAUCCUGUGACAUGAAUCCAGAAUUAUCAAUUCUCAAGCACUUGUCAAUCGCUGUUAAAUUUCCACUGUCUUUUCAGUACAGAGAAGAAGCAUUAGCCUGAGUGCCAGUCUGUUUAUGCUAACGUGCCAACUUGUCACUCAUUGUCAUGAUGAACAUGUUUGCCUUGACAAUGAGCGAUGGCAUUGGAAAGGGCACAAGCAGCCCAAUUCUGAUAUUUUUUCCACUAAUUGGUCUUUACAGCAAUUACAUCAGAUCUUUUUCAGAGCUGAUCUGAUUUGUCAAAAGGCCAAUUUAAUCAACAAAAUAUCAGAUUUGGGCUUCCUGUGUAAACAGCCUAAAUCUGGGACGAGGCUAAAACAUUGUAAAUAGGUGGUGGAUUUCAGCUCUGUCAGGAGCUGUGCGCACUCUGGUGUCACGACAAUCGCUAAAGCAUGAGAUGGAGAUGUCAUGCAUUGAACAGAUACGGUGUUGUGUAGCUUUCAUAUAGCAUGUGGUGGAUGAACACUGCUUUUGCAAUCAACUGUAGAGGUUCUAUAAAGCACAAUUGUAUAUGGGUCCCUUUUUGUCUCUUGGUAAUGCUUCAUUUGCUACUAAAUAAAUGUUAAUCUGUUUGUAAUUGAAUUUCUCCACAGCAGGUUGUAAGAGUCAUCAAAAAGUUAGUUGUAUUCAUCGUGAAGAGAAAUUAAUGCUUUUUAUUUUUACAUUUUAGUCAUUUAGCAGAUGAUCUCACCCACAUUGAAAGCUCCAAGCUCUACUAACUGAGCUACACGGGAAUUCAUGUAUGUGGAAAUGAGCCUAUCAUGACCACAUGACUUUACAGUAACUGCUGAAUCAUUCCAUUGCUAAAGUUGUCUUGCAUGAUGACAGAAAUAUACUUUGCUCUGAGUUAUA